Stegodyphus dumicola is the source of this 2598-nucleotide messenger RNA. RefSeq names its product zinc finger protein 184-like. Lineage: Eukaryota; Metazoa; Arthropoda; Arachnida; Araneae; Eresidae. The record is from RefSeq and is a predicted model, not a curated record.
UCUCAAAAUAAAUUUUCGUCAUAUACGUCCGGAAAAUGUAUUUAAGCUUACAUUACAUAUGCAGAUGGAAACAGAGUUUUGUGAUUAUAUAAAGAAAAAACAAUAAAAUAUUCAUUAUCUGGAUUUCUGUAGUACCUUGCAAUAUUAAGAAACUUAGCGAAUGGAAUCGAAAAUGAAUUGCGAUUCUAGUUCUCCCUUUUCCGGGUCUGAUUUUGACUCAGAUAGUGAAGACUUUGAAUUCAGAUUUUUAUCAUCAUCAUCUUCUGCGUCAUUUUUAACGUCUUCACCAUCUUCUUAUUUUACAGAUGAUGAUUUUGAUGUUGCUUGGUCAGAGUCUAGUUUCUCAUUUGAAUCAGAUGAUACCGAUCACCUAGAAAAUGUAAAUCCUAUUGCAACAGUUCAGAAUGAGAAUGAGUCAAAAUUAUCUCUUAAUGAACAGCCUAAAGUCAAAAACACAACUACUUCUGAUACUAAACAGAAGGAAGAAGAGAAAAAAACAAAUAUCUCUAUAAAAAUAACUAUUGAUAAAGAAGAUUCCACAAAAUCAUGUCGCUACGUUCAUGAUGACAAUUCCGACCGCACUGAAAAUAAAUUAAAAAAUAGCAACUCUCUACAGGUUGUUCAUGAGAAAAAUUUAAGCAAUGAAACUCCAAAAACAUCUAGGUGUACUAAUAAUACAAAUGACCCUUUCUGCGAUUUUUGCGGUGAAGUGUUUAAUUCACAGGCAGCAUUAGAUGUUCAUAAAUUAAAUCAUUUAGUAUCUGAAUCAUAUACAUGUGAAUUAUGUGAUCAUGUUAGUAAGAAUAGGGAAGAUUACGUUUUGCAUUCUAGGACACAUGAUCAGAAUCGGGUUGUGUUAACUGGUACACUGAAUAAAAAGAAAUCCCAUCUUAAUGUUCCAUUUCAUUGUGAAACUUGCAACAAAGCAUUUCGAUUUUCUAGCAGCUAUAAAAGGCAUUUAGCGAGGCAUACUAAAUCUCAUACUUGUAAUAUAUGCAAUGCAUCAUUUCCCACCCUUCUGUUAUGUCAUCAGCAUAAGCUAAAACAUGCCAAAAAGCGUAUUCAUGCAUGUAAUGUUUGUGGCAAAGUAUUUCAGAGGGCUCAUCAGCUAACUAUACAUAUGCAAGUCCAUGAAACUGAGAAAAAGUAUGAAUGUGUAGAGUGUGGCACUACAUACUGUUAUAAAACUAGUCUCAUGAGACAUUCAUUGAAAUACCAUUCACCAAAUUCUCCAAAGUUUCAAUGUGAUGUGUGUGGAGAAUUGUUUAAAAGUAAAAAAAUGCUUAAUGGUCAUACGAUUUUACAUACAGCCACGAAGCUUAUAGAGUGUCCCGAAUGCACACAGACAUUUAAAUACCGUUCUAGUUAUCAUCGCCAUCGCCUUAUUCAUCAGAGCACAAAGCCAUUUCGCUGUAAUCAUUGUGGUAAACUGUUUAAAAGUGAAAGUCUUUUGAAAUCUCACAAAGCUAUGCAUUUUUCAAAGGAUGAAUUUGUCUGCAAAGUGUGUGAAAAAACUUUUGCUGUUGAAUCUUUCUUGAUUAAGCACAUGUUGAUUCAUAAAAGUAAUAUAGAGCUAUAAAAAGUAUUCACAUCAGAGUGAAUUAAAACACUUUACAUGAACUGAAUAGUGUAAAAUUUUAAUCUGUCAUUUUCAUUUUACACUGAAUUUUUUUAAUUUAAUAAUUCUGAGUAACUUAAUCUGAUUUAGUUCUAGGUUGUACUCCAAAUUUCAGUCACAGAAAGCAGUUGAAUAUACUUUCUAAGAAUGAUUCAUUUUAUGGAAUUGUUAUCUGCAAAGAAUACUUUUUUAACUUUAUGGAACUGAAGAUAUCAAUGAAAAAAGCCUCAUUGAAUUACUGUUUCAUUGCAUUUAACUGCUUUGAGAAUAUUAUAUUUAGCAGAGGUGACCUUUCAGAAUUACAAGUAAGGCAUGAAUGUUGGCUCUUCAGUGUUUCUGCAUGAGGGUGGCACUUAUGCAUCCAGAAGUUUUUUUGGAAGGUUGUUGCUGGGUCAAGAAUGUUUCUAGAUUCUAAAUUUCAAUACCUUCAGGUAUUAUCUAUAAAAAUUUGGAUUUAGCUGGGCAGAAUCAUUCUGUUAUAACUGAUGAAUGUUACUGUCAGCUGCAGUUAUAUUUUGCAUUUUUUCUCCUGACUUGGUUUGUUACUCAUUUGUGUUUUUUCAUGAUGUGUUAUUGUUAGGAUAAAAGGCUAUGUGAAUUAGUUAAGCAAUACAAGAACUAUCAGGCUUUGGGUAGCGAUGCCCAUGUGGAUUUUUUAAGAGGAACUGACCUGUAUUCACAUUGCACAAGAGGAAAACCAAGAAAACUUCAUGCACCAUGUUUGCCAGAAUUCGAAUCUAGGUCGAACUACCAGUGAACAACUUUUAACACCUGGCUGCUGGUGGGUUUGACAAGGAUUCUAACAUAAGGUGAACAUUUCUUAAGUAAUUUUUAUCAAAUCCAAAGGGGGUUUUCCCCUUUCUAUCCCCCUCUCCGAUCUCAAAAUAGGCACAGUACAAAACUCUUAAAAAAUUGUUAGAAAGGAUGCAUUUACAGUUGUAUAAUUUGUAAAAUUAAAAUUUAUUGAAACAAUUUUAAAA